CUGAUUUGUCCGUGGAGCGGGUCUGUCUGAUUUGUCCGUGGUGUGGUCUGUCUGAUUUGUCCGUGGAGUGGGUCUGUCUGAUUUGUCCGUGGAGCGGGUCUGUCUGAUUUGUCCGUGGUGUGGUCUGUCUGAUUUGUCCGUGGUGUGGUCUGUCUGAUUUGUCUGUGGUGUGGUCUGUCUGAUUUGUCCGUGGAGCGGGUCUGUCUGAUUUGUCCGUGGAGCGGGUCUGUCUGAUUUGUCCGUGGAGCGGGUCUGUCUGAUUUGUCCGUGGAGCGGGUCUGUCUGAUUUGUCCGUGGAGCGGGUCUGUCUGAUUUGUCCGUGGUGUGGUCUGUCUGAUUUGUCCGUGGAGUGGUCUGUCUGAUUUGUCCGUGGUCUGUCUGAUUUGUCCGUGGUCUGUCUGAUUUGUCCGUGGAGUGGUUCUGUCUGAUUUGUCUGUGGUGUGGUCUGUCUGAUUUGUCCGUGGAGCGGGUCUGUCUGAUUUGUCCGUGGUGUGGUCUGUCUGAUUUGUCCGUGGUGUGGUCUGUCUGAUUUGUCCGUGGAGUGGGUCUGUCUGAUUUGUCCGUGGUGUGGUCUGUCUGAUUUGUCCGUGGAGCGGGUCUGUCUGAUUUGUCCGUGGUGUGGUCUGUCUGAUUUGUCCGUGGUGUGGUCUGUCUGAUUUGUCCGUGGUCUGUCUGAUUUGUCCGUGGUGCGGUCUGUCUGAUUUGUCCGUGGAGCGGGUCUGUCUGAUUUGUCCGUGGAGCGGGUCUGUCUGAUUUGUCCGUGGAGGGGUUCUGUCUGAUUUGUCCGUGUGUCUGAUUUGUCCGUGGUGUGGUCUGUCUGAUUUGUCCGUGGUGUGGUCUGUCUGAUUUGUCCGUGGUGUGGUCUGUCUGAUUUGUCCGUGGUCUGUCUGAUUUGUCCGUGGUCUGUCUGAUUUGUCCGUGGUGCGGUCUGUCUGAUUUGUCCGUGGAGCGGGUCUGUCUGAUUUGUCCGUGGAGCGGGUCUGUCUGAUUUGUCCGUGGAGGGGUUCUGUCUGAUUUGUCCGUGUGUCUGAUUUGUCCGUGGUGUGGUCUGUCUGAUUUGUCCGUGUGUCUGAUUUGUCCGUGGUGUGGUCUGUCUGAUUUGUCCGUGUGUCUGAUUUGUCCGUGGUGUGGUCUGUCUGAUUUGUCCGUGGUGUGGUCUGUCUGAUUUGUCCGUGGAGCGGGUCUGUCUGAUUUGUCCGUGGAGUGGUCUGUCUGAUUUGUCCGUGGAGCGGGUCUGUCUGAUUUGUCCGUGGAGCGGGUCUGUCUGAUUUGCCCGUGGUGUGGGUCUGUCUGAUUUGUCCGUGUGUCUGAUUUGUCCGUGGUGUGGUCUGUCUGAUUUGUCCGUGUGUCUGAUUUGUCCGUGGAGUGGGUCUGUCUGAUUUGUCAAUGGAGCGGGUCUGUCUGAUUUGUCCGUGUGUCGGAUUUGUCCGUGGAGUGGGUCUGUCUGAUUUGUCCGUGGAAUGGGUCUGUCUGAUUUGUCCGUGGUGUGGUCUGUCUGAUUUGUCCGUGGUGUGGUCUGUCUGAUUUGUCCGUGGUGUGGUCUGUCUGAUUUGUCCGUGGUGUGGUCUGUCUGAUUUGUCCGUGGUGUGGUCUGUCUGAUUUGUCCGUGGUGUGGUCUGUCUGAUUUGUCCAUGGAGCGGGUCUGUCUGAUUUGUCCGUGUGUCGGAUUUGUCCGUGGAGUGGGUCUGUCUGAUUUGUCCGUGGAAUGGGUCUGUCUGAUUUGUCCGUAGAAUGGGUCUGUCUGAUUUGUCCGUGGUGUGGUCUGUCUGAUUUGUCCGUGGUGUGGUCUGUCUGAUUUGUCCGUGGUGUGGUUCUGUCUGAUUUGUCCGUGGUGUGGGUCUGUCUGAUUUGUCCGUGGUGUGGGUCUGUCUGAUUUGUCCGUGGAGUGGGUCUGUCUGAUUUGAUGUGUGUUUAGAUCCAGAGUCUGCGAGGGUUGCCAGCUCAAAGAUCACCACCACCUUGGGACUGGUGGUCCAUGCAGCAGCGGACGGCGUGGCUCUCGGAGCAGCAGCUUCCACCUCUCAGACCAGUGUACAGCUCAUUGUCUUCGUGGCCAUCAUGCUUCACAAGGCCCCAGCAGCCUUUGGCCUGGUCUCUUUCCUGAUGCAUGCUGGUCUAGAGAGGAACCGGAUCCGUAAACACCUGCUGGUCUUCGCCCUGGCAGCACCCGUCCUCGCCAUGGUUACCUUCGUAGGACUCAGCCAGUCCAGUAAAGAGGCACUGUCAGAUGUGAACGCCACGGGCGUGGCCAUGUUGUUCUCUGCCGGGACCUUCCUGUACGUCGCCACGGUACAUGUCCUUCCCGAGGUGGGCGGGACCGGACACAGCCACGCUCCUGUUCAGGGGAAGGAAGCAGCGAAGGGACUGAGCAAGGUGGAGGUUGGGGCUCUGGUUCUGGGCUGUCUGAUACCGCUGGUGCUGUCUGUUGGACACCAGCACUAGACACACACACUGCUACCAGACAUACAGGAGACCCAGAGGGGCGAGAGGAGAGAAAGGAUGUAGGAAGGAAGAGGUUUUAGAAGGAAAAGCAGCCAAAACAGACAUCUCUUAUGUCUUUAUUUAUCUGUUCUGUGACUGCUGAUUGGUUGGAGUGGGACAACGACGCGCGGCGGGAUCAAAACCAUUAUAACCCACACCGGAAGACACGGGGGUGAUGAUGUCAUAAUAACAGCACCCUCCCACUUUUCUUUCUACCCUCUACGAGAAGUUAUGUCUGUUGAGACUGUUGACGAGAGACUUGUACUACCAUGUGUUUUUAUAUAUUUGAUUUGAGCUCUAGCUAGGCUGUACAGAUAAGCAAGAGAGUUGGAUUAUGGCCGUAUCCUCUUUCAGUGAUACAGACGAACUGUCGACCGACCUCCUGAAACUCAUCUUAAUGGAACAUUUGUUUGAAGACUUGGGCUGUAUGAAAUGUAAAGACCUUAUAUUGUGACUAUUUGCAGUAAAAGUAUUUUUAUUUUUUAUUUUUUAAAUCAAUGAUUUAAACCCUCACUGGUUUUCAGACACACUAUAAUAACUUUGCUCUCACUGUAAAAUGAAAUCUGAUAGUUAUUUAUGUUCUUCCUAGUGGGAAUCAAGUAAGUAUUUAGAAGUUUUACAUGUAAGUAGUUGUAUUUCUAUUACGUUUGAUCUUACUUAAUGGUUACUUAUAUAUCUGCUCUACUAGUAAUAUGAAACGUCUGGGAGAAAUGUGUCUGUAAGACUGAUUUCCACAGACCCUAACCCUUGUUAACUGAAAGUUAAUGACUGUCUUGCUUCAGGCACAUAAAGGAACCGCUUGCCCCGGGAUCAGCCUCUUAAAUGAUACACCGAAACAUCUAAA
Salvelinus namaycush (lake trout) is the source of this 3325-nucleotide messenger RNA. Its product is annotated as zinc transporter ZIP9-like. NCBI's taxonomy places the organism in Eukaryota, Metazoa, Chordata, Actinopteri, Salmoniformes, Salmonidae. Bases 2059 to 2442 code for a protein of 127 amino acids. The transcript is spliced from 4 exons. Gene Ontology annotation, molecular function: metal ion transmembrane transporter activity. Gene Ontology annotation, biological process: zinc ion transport; transmembrane transport. Gene Ontology annotation, cellular component: membrane. The record is from RefSeq and is a predicted model, not a curated record.